AACUAUGUCUGUAUCAGGGGCGGACUGACCAUUUGGAAACUCGGGCAAUGCCCGAGGGCCCGGGGUCAGUAGGGGGCCCCAUGAGAUGCCCCUGGUGCCUUUUUCAUAGGCUUUUUUUAGUUUGGGCAAGGACACAGGGGCCCCAUGAUCCCCUAUUGCCCGGGGGCCCCAUGAGUUGUCAGUCCACCCCUGGUCUGUAUGGAACUGGUUUUGUACACAGGGGCAAAGCCAUGCUACAGCCUUCACCAAAAUGUUGCCACAAGCUGGGAAGCACACAGUUGUCUAAUAUGUCUUUUACCCUUCACUGAAAACAU
Staurois parvus is the source of this 314-nucleotide messenger RNA. The record is from the annotation of a GenBank genome assembly. NCBI's taxonomy places the organism in Eukaryota, Metazoa, Chordata, Amphibia, Anura, Ranidae.